This is a messenger RNA of Colletotrichum siamense, 285 nucleotides long. RefSeq lists its product as uncharacterized. Lineage: Eukaryota; Fungi; Ascomycota; Sordariomycetes; Glomerellales; Glomerellaceae. The record is from RefSeq and is a predicted model, not a curated record. The transcript has 2 exons. The coding region runs from base 1 to 285 and encodes 94 amino acids.
AUGACUUCAACUAUUCUACCAACCCUCAAGAGAUGGGUCACAGCCCUCGCCGAGACCUACUUCUGGCUCUUCGCCCUGUACCUCACCAUGUGGUUCACGAUGGCCUUCGGCAAGAUUCUGGUCUGGCUGAUUCUGCUGAUCUUGGGCUACCGUGACGGUCAAGGCCCGGUCUGCGGUUCGCCGGCCUGGUUGUUGGAUAUCUACUUCCCCGAGGAGGAGAUCGUCGCGGGCGUUCGGUUCGGAGUCUUCCUGUUCUUCGUUGCUUGCUGGGUCGGCAUCUUGUGA